Molecule: messenger RNA, 1416 nt
Organism: Hansenula anomala
Lineage: Eukaryota; Fungi; Ascomycota; Saccharomycetes; Phaffomycetales; Wickerhamomycetaceae
Gene: OCA5
Product: Oca5p
Exons: 1
Source: RefSeq, a predicted model, not a curated record
UUAUGCAAUCAAUUCAUUAAGGAGAAUAAUCAUUUAGGUUUAGCAUUAAUCGCUAGACAAAAAGGUAUCCCACCUUUAUUAAGACAUAAAAUUUGGCCAAUCUUGUUAAAAUAUCAUCCUUAUGUUAUAAAUCCAUACCUAAGUGCAAAUGUGGAAAAUGAUUCAGAUAAUGAUAUCCCCGAGGGUAAAAUCAAAUCAGAAUUAUUGAAAUAUUUCAGAAUAAGGAAUAUUUUAGAUGAUGAAAAUUCACAACCCAAUAACAAUAACAAUAGUAAUAAUAAUGGUAAUGUCUCACCAGAUUAUAAAACUUCUGCAUUAGAAGAAGAAAUUAUAAGGAUUUUAGAAGCUUCAAUUUUAAAAUUUUUCAAAAAAUGGGGUGCUAUCAUAAAAUAUGAUGCUGGUUUCGCAUGGAUUGCUUUGAAUUUAGCUGAAUGGUUUCCCCCAAUCCCUGGUUCAAAUUAUGUUUUAAUUGGGAGAGAUGUCAUUAAUCAAAAAGAUCCUCAUAAUAAACAUUUAACACAGUUGAGUUCUUUAAAAGAUGAAGAGGAGUUUAGUCUUGAUGAACAACAAUUUGAACAAGAGGAGGACCAGGAUGAAGGUGCCAUAAUGACAUUUGCUGAAGUUUAUGAACGAUUAGUAUUGGUGCUUUUACAUUCAAAUGAAUCAGAUGAUAAAGAACAUAAUCAAGAUGAUUCUAAAAACACUGUUGAUAUAAUAUCUUCAAAUAAUUUAAACAGAUUAGAAUUAUUGUUUAAAUCUGGUAAUAUUGAAUCAAGAAUUGGGUUUUUCCUUAUUGCGUUUGCUAAACUAUUACCAGAAUUAUAUAAAUCUUUAUCAGAGGAGGAAAUUGUUAAUAGUAAUUCAAAUAAGAAUAAUCAAUGGCUAACAUGGUGGUUUAAAUAUUGUGGGGCAAAAGUUUUCGAUAAAUUUGAUCGUGGGAGAUUAUGGGAUUUAUUAAUUGGAUUUAGAUUAUCUUAUUCAAAUUUUGAAUAUAAAUUUUUUGAUAAUUCAAGAGUUUUGAAAAGGUUUAAGAAAUUUUAUAAUGAUGAUGAUUUUAAAUUUGAUAAUGAUUUGAAUGUUGAAUUCCAAACUGAUGCAUUUUGGUAUAAACCUUCAAAUGAUGAAAAAAAUGAAUUGAAAUGGUCUCAAUGUGAUUAUCAAAUUCAAUUGGUUUUCAUAUAUAUUGCAAUUUUACAAAAAAAUGAAUCAAAAUUAUUAGAAUUUGAUCAAUUUGAAAUUAAGAAUUUCUUGAAUAAAUUACCAAAUGAUAAAUUCAAAGAAAUUCAUGAAUUAAAUACCAUUAAUGAUCCCAAAUUAUUGAAUAAUAGUGAUUAUGUUAGUAAUGAUUUUGAAAAAUUGUUUAAUCAAGCUGGUGAAUUAUGGAGAAAUUGGUUAUGGAAUGAAAUUAGAGAUGAA